Messenger RNA from Pocillopora meandrina, 2860 nucleotides. Lineage: Eukaryota; Metazoa; Cnidaria; Anthozoa; Scleractinia; Pocilloporidae. The record is from the annotation of a GenBank genome assembly.
CUUCAAUAAAGUUUUCAUGUAAAGCAGAUGUCACAUACAUCACACGAUUAAUUUGAACGAAAUUGCCUUACAGAUUUGACGAUGGAGAAGUCCUUAGAUUCACAUUUAGAUGACAUGUGAGUUCCCUAUUGUAGUUUUCUCUCACACUAUACAAAGAUAAUCGUAAUUUGUGUAUUAACUCCGUCUGUUUUUUUCCACCAGAAUGUCUGAACAUGGCGUUAUUGGAGUAUUAUGUAGCGAUCAACAAGGACUUGCUUUAUCAGGUUUGUGAAGUUUAUUUUCGUAUUGAAACUUGAACAAUUUCUGUCAAAAGGAUAAGCUACAUUACGCCCAAUAAUACUUACUUUAAGCGUUUUAUUCCUUUGUGAUUAAUUGUCACUUUCCUCUGUGCCAUUGGUGACCAUUAUGAAGAAGUUUGACUCUCUACAGAUACAGUGUAGAUCAAGGGGAUAGAGGAGAGAGGCUAUUGUAGAAAGAAGGAGAAGUUAAUAACAUCUACCCAUUUUUGAAAGCUAUUAAAAAAAUAAUUUAUUCAUUUAACAAGAAAGUGCCUCUUGACAAUAAUCUUAGUGGUAAGAGAGAAAUGUUUUGAAGAAAUCUUCCUCCACUCUCUACCCCCACCCCACUUGUAACUUUUUUCAAGACUGUAAAUUGCACUCGUCCUGCGGGCAUGAGCAAUUUUACCUUGUUAAAAAAUUUAGUAAUGGUUUUUAACACGAAAUAGCAUGUGAAGUCAUGUUAUUACCUACACUAAUGAAAUCAUUUUAAAUGUCAAUUAUGCAAGGAAGAAGUCCACUACUUCUCUUACUGGACUUGAUUCCACAACAAUAAACUUCCAUGCUCUAACAGUUGUGUCUAUAUGGCAAGACUUCCGGUAAGUGCAUAAAGCUUGCCCUGCAAAACCUUCACAAAAGAUAACCACAAAAUGUUUAGUUUACAGAGUAAAUGAUACAUAAAGUUCAAAAUUUCUAACACUAUUUUUGAAUUAUUUCUUUUAACAGCUAAAGGUACUGCAAAUCCCAUUCAUGCAGGACUCAUUUCCUCUUUGGCAGAAGAUGCAAAGAAAUUAGAUCCCAACACGACACCAGUCAUCUGUUUAGAGUCAGAUGCAUGGUAAGUAGCAUUCCUGCACAAUGUAGUUGUUUAGUGCAUAUUAACUGGGAAGAAAUGAUAUUAGUGCAAGUCUGAGAUGUUAGAAAAUAAUUUGGUUUUUAAUCAACUGGGUUGAUAAUGUAAAUUUGCCAUCUUAAAGAGUUUCUGAAGCUUGCUAUUUCAGUAUUAGCCUUUUUUCAGAGGAAAGGAAAAAUGGAUAAUGCAACAAAUCUCAUUUUUAGGAACUCUUUAGAGUGGUAGGGAUAUUUUACAUCAUGAACGAUGCAGCACAAUUCUAUCGUGGGAAAUUUAGCCCCUUUAUCCAAGAUAUUACAGUUAUACACCAUUGAUUGAUCAAACACUCAGAGGGUAUUAACCCUAAACUCCCAUCAGUGACCAAGACAGAAUUACUCCUUACAAUAUCAUUACAUUAUCAAGCAGGCAAGAGAUGAGAACAUUGGGAUUAGAAGUUGAUCCAAUAUUAAUUUCUCUGAACUUGCAUCAGAAGAAUUGAACAGCACACAGUAAAUAAGAUCUUUGGAGUGAAAGGGUGAAUGUAUCGCAGAAAACAGCACUAGCUAUGAAUUUAAUUUUGGUGUGGCUGUUGAGCCAUAUUUCUUGUUCGCUCGGUUCCAUGUCAAAACUUUCAACUUUUAUUCAUUACAAAGUCGUUAAAAUUUAUACAGAGUGCAGUGCUCGUGCUUAUGUUGAUUACAUAGUUGUGUGUGCUGUGUGAGUGCGAAGAUGACAAUUACAUAGUGUAACAAUUUCAUGCACGAGUUUCUUUUUCCUUUCAUGUAUGAAAGGAGGUUCACAGAGAGCACUGCUAGGAAGGUAGAUGUACCUUCAUGGAACACAAGAAAAAAAAACAGAUAGAGAUGGGCACCAUUUGAUUUAGACCUUACAUGCUAAAACAUUAUUAACACUUGAGAAUACACUAAAACCCCCUGGUAGGUUUUUUGCACUAUCCGUAGCAUCUUCCUCUCCUAUGAUUGCUUUUAACCCUUAACUCCCAAGAUCUCAUUAGCAAUUCUCCUAACUGUCUGCCUUACAGUUCUUGUGAUUUUAGUUUAAAGAAUUUGGUAUUGGAUCAAUUUAUAAUUUCCUAAUUGAUAUUUUUGUUUAUUCUCAUCACUUGUCUGCUUGAUAUUGUAAGGAGAAAUUCUGGGUUAAACAAAGAACUUCACUAAUUCUCCUUGCCCUCUGCUGUACAUUCCUUGCAAUGUUAGUCCUGAGAAUUUGAUGUCAAAUCAAAAGAAUACAAUAUCCCUUCGUAUUUCCUUUUUAUUACCUGUCUGCAAGAAACAGUAUAUAGAUGUUGCGAGGAGAAACUAUGCAACAGUCACUCCAUCAAUAUAUUGGGAUUGAUGCUUACAAUGUUUAACCCCCUAAAGCCUAAGGAGUGAUCAGCAUUGAAUUCUCCUCACAAUAUGAACUGAGUCAGUCACAAAUUAAUGUCUCAAGAAUGAAAGGACUGAUCAACAAAAAUUGAUUGUCCUCACUUCCAACAAAUGUUUACAACUGUUACCACAAGAGAAAGUAUGGGCACCAGUCAAGAGAAUUUUGCAUUUUCAUUCCCUCUUUUUUUCAGUAAUCUUCUUGUGAGAUCAGAAGGAGAUGUCACAGUUGCCAUUCAUAAAGUUCCUUCAUAAACAAAGAAGAAUUUGAAUUUGGAGUUUUCUUUCCCAAAAAGAUUAUUGGUAACUGCAUUUUUAAUUGAUUGUAAAAAAAUAUAUAUAUAUAUUUUGAAUAAAUGUUUGCAAAUUUG